Cololabis saira (Pacific saury) is the source of this 1764-nucleotide messenger RNA. Its product is annotated as sodium-dependent phosphate transport protein 2A-like. Gene Ontology annotation, molecular function: sodium:phosphate symporter activity. The coding region runs from base 1 to 1764 and encodes 587 amino acids. The record is from RefSeq and is a predicted model, not a curated record. Gene Ontology annotation, biological process: intracellular phosphate ion homeostasis; sodium-dependent phosphate transport. Gene Ontology annotation, cellular component: brush border; vesicle; apical plasma membrane. The transcript is spliced from 13 exons. Lineage: Eukaryota; Metazoa; Chordata; Actinopteri; Beloniformes; Belonidae.
AUGGAAACUUCGUCAAGAGCACAGCGGGUGAAAAGGGUGGCAUGUACUUCCUUCAAAAUCGCCCUCCUCCUUCUUCUUCUCUACAUCUUUGUGUGCUCCCUUGAUAUUUUGAGCUCUGCCUUCCAACUAGCUGGAGGAAGGGUAGCUGGGGAUAUUUUCCAGGAAAACGCUAUUCUGUCAAACCCUGUGGCCGGCCUGGUGGUGGGGAUACUGGUGACGGUGUUAGUUCAGAGCUCUUCCACCUCGACCUCCAUCAUAGUCAGCCUCGUGUCCUCUGGUUUGCUGGAUGUGAGGUCCGCCAUUCCCAUCAUUAUGGGCUCCAAUAUUGGAACAUCGGUUACCAACACCAUCGUGGCCCUAAUGCAGGCUGCAGAGAGAGAGGAGUUUGAAAGGGCGUUUGCUGGAGCGACGGUGCAUGACUGCUUUAACUGGUUGUCUGUCUUGGUACUUCUGCCUCUGGAAGCGUUGACUGGGUUGUUGAGACGAGUCUCACAAGCUCUGGUCAACACGCUGCAGCUCAGUAGCGGAGAAGAUGCACCAGAACUUCUGAAAGUCCUCACUGAACCACUGACUAAACUGAUAAUCCAGCUGGAUCGCUCCGUCAUUACAGCCAUCGCCACAGGAGACCAGAGCGCCAGGAAUAAGAGUCUGGUUAAACAAUGGUGUCAAACCGCUACUUUUAAGGACAAUGAAACAUCCUGUGGGUCAUGCAACCCGUCAGAACACAGAUACAAAUGUGGACAUCUGUUUGUGGACUGCUCAUUGUCAGACGUGGCUAUAGGUGUGAUCCUCUUGACUUGUUCCCUGCUGGUCCUGUGCAGCUGCUUGAUCCUGCUGGUUAAACUGUUAAACUCGCUGCUGAGGGGCCAAGUGGCAACUGCAAUUCACAAAAUCAUUAACACAGAUUUCCCCUCCCCAUUCACUUGGCUCGCAGGGUAUAUGGCUCUGUUAGUGGGUGCAGGCAUGACCUUCUUGGUUCAGAGCAGCUCUGUCUUUACAUCUGCCAUCACUCCGCUCGUAGGUAUCGGUGUGAUCAGUAUUGAACGAGUCUAUCCUUUAACCCUGGGGUCCAACCUUGGGACCACUACUACAGCUCUACUGGCAGCCCUGGCCAGUCCUGGAGAUAGACUCGCAGCAUCUACACAGGUUGCUUUAUGUCAUUUUUUCUUUAACUUCCUUGGUAUCCUGUUGUGGUAUCCUAUACCAGUCAUGCGUUUCCCCAUACGUAUGGCUUGUGCACUCGGGAAGCGCACUUCCAGGUACCGCUGGUUUGCUGUCCUGUACCUCCUCCUGUGCUUUCUCAUCUUCCCAUCUCUGGUGUUUGCUCUCUCCAUGGCUGGCUGGAAGGUGAUGACUGGGGUUGGCGUACCAGUCAUCAUAGUGAUUAUAUCUGUCGCAACAAUAAACCUCCUCCAAGCACGCAGGCCGGAUUGUUUGCCAUCAAGGCUACAGAACUGGGGUUUUCUUCCCAUUUGGAUGACCUCUUUGCAGCCUCUGGAUAACCUCAUCACCAGGGUGACCCUGUGGUGCAAACGAUGCAGAGGCCUCAGACCAUCACUGGAGAGCAUAAGAGUCAAACCUGAGAGAGGAGUAAAAGGAAAAUGUGAGGAGAAUGAGGACAAGCAAGAAAAUGAUGAUAAGCGUCUCACUGAGAGCAUGUGGGCAUCCCACCAAAGCCGUCAGGUCUGCCAGGACAACCAGGCCAACCACACCGUGGUGGCAUGUGGUAGCCGGCCCCUCGGCUCACACCCAAGCACUCCGUGA